UUGUUUGCAAGCGGUGCUAAAGAUAAGAUUGACUAAGCCGGUUGUUUGAUACACGUUUCGUUUUUUCUUUUUGUUGGUUUUGGCUUUUAAAAAAUAUUUUUCAUUGAAGUUUGACCAUAUAAUCUAAGUGUCGUCCCGGAAAACUUUUGCAAUCUCUUUUCAAGUUUUAUUAAUUCCGGUUUGCGAAAACAAAAAUUAUUUUGGAGUUUUAAUUGUCUCUACAUUCGCCCCUUAAUUAUGGAUCAGAAACAUGCAAUGCUGUACCCUGACCCUAGUGCAAUGCCCAAUGAUCAACGUAGCUCAGCAGCGGCUGCCAUAGGAUUACCCAUAGAAGCACCGCCUUCUUAUGACAUGGCCACCCGAGCCCCAAUGCCACAAGCACCUCAAUCGAGUAUUGGCUGGGCCACCAAUGGCCCUCCCAUAAGCAAUGCUCCCUCUUCAUCUAGUAGCAGAUACACGGAUUACCCAAAUCAUCCACAACAUCAUCCACAUACUAUUGAUCAGCCACGAUAUCCAUCGCCCCAAAGUGGCACAAAUCAGUCCACUGUAACUGCAAGAGAAUCUCAUGAGACAACCGUUGUUACAGUUCAACCAACUCCGACAACAUUUACCUCACAAUUAGGACCCAAUCCAUCCAAAGUAACCUGUCCUGCAUGUGGUGCAUCGAAGAUAUCGCGCAUAUGUUAUACCCCCAAUUCUAGAACACAUCUAUGUGCUUUUGUUCUAUGUCUUGUAGGAUGGUGUUGUUGUGCCUGCGUGGUUCCCUACUGCAUGAACAGCUGCCGCACUGGCAAUCAUUAUUGUGCCAAAUGCAAUGCCUUUUUGGGCACUUAUAAUCCAAAGACGAAUCUAUUUUGAGCCAAAGGGAAACUUCAAAAACCAGCAAAUAUAUAUAUAAGAUAUUUGGUCAAUCCGCAGAAAUUGUUAUCGGUUGAAAAAAAAAAUGUUUUAGAUCCUAAGCUAGUAAUUUUUUAUAGACUGUGAUUCAAAGAAUCUUGUCGGGCUAAAGUGCAUAUAUCUACCUAUGUAUAUAAAAAAAAUGUUAUCUAAAAUUUAUAUAUUGUAGAUUACCUAUGAUCUUGUUGUUCGAUAUGCAGCGCGUAAACAGCAUCAUCUUCAUUGUUAUAUUCAAGUAAAUUAUGUACUUAAUUUAUUAUUGUUAAUAUUUUUAUAAGAUAAAGCACAACAUCCAACUCCCCCCUGUGCUUGUCCUCUCCUAUAGCCUCUUCUUAUGUUAUGAGAUAUUGUAUUUAGUUUUAGAAUAAAAGAAAAAAAAUAAUUUUA
Stomoxys calcitrans (stable fly) is the source of this 1284-nucleotide messenger RNA. RefSeq names its product lipopolysaccharide-induced tumor necrosis factor-alpha factor homolog. Lineage: Eukaryota; Metazoa; Arthropoda; Insecta; Diptera; Muscidae. The transcript has 3 exons. The coding region runs from base 238 to 858 and encodes 206 amino acids. The record is from RefSeq and is a predicted model, not a curated record. Gene Ontology annotation, molecular function: zinc ion binding.